AUGGAGGGGAAGGAGGCUGCCUCCCCACAUGCCACUGCGCCCGAAGUUGUGAGCACCAUAUCUUCGCUUCUGCAGCCAGCUGUAGGUGCUGCACACGUCAUGCAGCGUGUUGUGGCACAGCAGCAACUUCUCCAUGCUGACAUUGAAUCUUUGAAUGAUGAGUUGCAGAGGGCUCGAGCACAUUUUGAGAGGACCAACAAUACCCAACACCAUGAACUGGAUAUGUACUGCGCUAGACUAGCUCGAUGCCGCUCGGAUGUGGCGGUCCUGUUUAGACAACUUACGGCGACCAAGCAGCGUCUCUUACGCGUGCAGCGCGUCUUGUCACAGCGAAAGGAGGAGAUUCGACUGGAAAAUGAGUCCCUGAAAGAGCGGCUUGUAGUUUCCGCCGCAACUCCAGAUGCCACAAACGAUGCGGCUGUGUGUGGGCCUCCUGGUACAUCGGAAAUUACAACGGAACACCAUGACGAAGAGGUACAGGGCGACGUGGUGCACGAUUUUUGA
This is a messenger RNA of Trypanosoma grayi, 504 nucleotides long. RefSeq lists its product as hypothetical. NCBI's taxonomy places the organism in Eukaryota, Euglenozoa, Kinetoplastea, Trypanosomatida, Trypanosomatidae. The transcript has a single exon. The coding region runs from base 1 to 504 and encodes 167 amino acids. The record is from RefSeq and is a predicted model, not a curated record.